AUGCAGAAAGGCAUCCGCCGCCUGACAUGUCUUCUCCCGAGAGAAGAACCGAGCAACAAUGCCCGCUCUCAGCAAGAGUCAGCCAGGAAGUACCGCUGGACACGCGUUACUCACGACCCCAUCUCCAAGUCACCCCCCGCGACGACGCCAUGGCAACCUGGAGUCCUGCAGAGGUUCCCAUGGGGCGGUCUCCUGGCAUUACUCGCUUCUCUCACCUCCAUCAUUGCGUCGUCGGUGACUCUUGCGCUUUCCAACGAACGUCCACAGUCCGAGUGGUCGCUCUCACCAUCCGUGGUAUUAGCCAUCUGCAGUACCGUCGGCGUCGCGAGCCUCCACUAUGCGAAGAGCGAGGCGGCCACCCUCUCAUGGUGGAUUUCUGCCCUCCAGGGUGGGACGAUCGCUGACCUGCACCGGCAGUGGGCUGUCUCGACGGGCAUCUGGUCGACGCUGAGGUUCUGGCGCCAUUUCAGCCGCAACUCGCUGGCGACCCUUGGCGUGACGCUUUGCUUCGUGGUUGCGCCUCUUCUGCAACGCGCCAGCUCUGUGGAUUCGAGGCCCUUCGCCCACCCGACCACGGUCAGUCUGGCAGCAGCCACCACCGACGCCAACUUCAACACAGCUAUGCCGAUGGGCUCGGGAUGGUCGGCUGAAUACGCGCCCGUGGUAUUCAUGGCAUCAAACGAUGGGAGGGCCAUCAAGAACCUCUCCGACGGGGCCGAGUACCUGGGCUGCCCGGGGACAUUGACCCAUCGGAGAUGUAAUAUCACCACUGGUCUCGUGGAGUAUCCAGUGACAAUCGCCAAUCACUCCCUGAGCCUGCGGAGCCCUGAGCCGCAAACUUUCCCUUUCUACCCCUUUGCACCGUGGUCCGUCGCCGGCAUCUCGGCUGCUGCGAAGUACAUUCUGAACUCCAGCAUCACGCUGGAGUUGUCAGUGCUAGGCUAUAACUCCUCGUUGGGCCCUUUUGUGACUCAAUGGGACGCAGACUUCGACGGGCGACUGGCUGCGGAUUACAUUGAUGCGGCCAAGUCUAAUUCCAAUUCGUGCGCCAUGAACAUCACCGAUCCGACGGAGAAGGUGCUGUCGGGGCUGCACGAGCUGUUUCUCCGCACGGGGCUGGCUGCCGGACAGGCCAAGCCCGUGCACAUCCAGACGAUCGACGCCGAGGAGACGAUCGAGACACUAGUCUAUGUUGCCAAGUACGAGUACCUGAUCGGGGCCAUUGUGAUCAUGGUGCUGGGCAUUGGGUCGGUGGCGGUGUCCUUUCACGGCUGGUGGCAGCUGGGGCGUCCGGUGUCGAUGAGUCCUGUCGAAACGGCCAAUGCGUUUGACUCGUCCCUGAUGCGGGAUGAGGCCCUCUCCAAUGCGAGUCUUGACACACUCCUCAAGACAGUUGGAGAGCGGCAGAUCAAGUAUGGGGUGGUCCAAGAGAAGGACGAUCCGGUCCUUCGUCUUGGAGAUCCAGAUGUUGUUGUAGCCCCUGCGAAGGGGGAAUGUUUUAGGUGA
Rasamsonia emersonii CBS 393.64 is the source of this 1506-nucleotide messenger RNA. RefSeq lists its product as uncharacterized. Lineage: Eukaryota; Fungi; Ascomycota; Eurotiomycetes; Eurotiales; Trichocomaceae. The record is from RefSeq and is a predicted model, not a curated record. The transcript has 2 exons. Bases 1 to 1506 code for a protein of 501 amino acids.